ACCGUCUUCGGCAAACUUCGUCAUUUGUCGUGAAACCGAGACUCGGUCAAGGAUGGAGGAAGAGGCUCGCAAGCUUUUCGAGGAAGGAAUAAGAAAGAAACUGGUCAGUCCGGGUAAAGGAGAGACGUUGAGCUUCCCCAAUGGGACCAAGGUGGUCUUCCACUACCGCACCAGCCUGUGUGAUGGCACAGUGCUGGAUGACUCCAGGACCAUGGGAGGCCAGAGCAAACCCAUGGAGCUCAUCCUGGGCAAGAAGUUUAAACUAGCUGUGUGGGAGAGAGUGAUCAUCACCAUGAAAGAGAAAGAGGUUUCAGAAUUUACCUGCGACACUAAGCACACAGCACUGUACCCGCUCGUCUCCCAGUCCCUGAGAAACAUUAGCGCUGGCAAGGACCCACUGGAAGGCCAGAGGCAUUGCUGUGGUAUUGCUCAAAUUCACUCCCACCACUCACUAGGACACAAAGAUUUGGAUCAGCUCCAGGCCAGUCCGCAGCCUCUCGUUUUCACCAUUGAUCUGCUGGAGGUUCUUCCUCCAGGGUCGUUCCAGCUUGAUGUCUGGGCUAUGACAGAUGAAGAGAAACUCCAGCUCGUGCCUCAGAUCCACGAGGAGGGCAACCUGCUUUUCAAACAGGGCAAAAUUAAGGAGGCCACAGACAAGUACUACAAUGGCAUCGCCUGCCUCAAAAAUCUACAGAUGAAGGAGCAUCCUGGAGAUGAAGCCUGGGUAAAGUUGGACCUUAUGAUCACACCACUGCUCCUCAACUAUUGCCAGUGCAAGCUACUCCAGGGCCAGUACUAUGAAGUCAUCGAACACUGCACAUCUGUGAUCUUCAAAUAUGAGGACAAUGUGAAGGCCUUCUACAAGCGAGCUAAAGCCCACGCAGCAGUUUGGAACGAGACAGAAGCACGGGCAGACUUUGCUAAGGUGCUGGACCUGGACCCUUCUCUGGAACAGUCUGUUGCUAAGGAACUAAGGGCUAUGGAGGAGAGGAUCCGCUCCAAAGAAAAAGAGGAAAAGGGUCGCUACAAGGGCCUAUUCAGCCCGCCACCUGCCACAGCCACUACAGGUUGAAUGGAUGGAACAAAGAAAGGGAUGCCUGUGAAUUUCAAGAUGGAGGAGAAACAGUGGACAAUGCUGGUGUUUUUUUUGUUUUUUUUUCAGCAAUCAAGCCAAAUCAAUCUGCAACCCUGCGCUCCAUGGUAUACAGAGACGCAUUUUCACACACAGUCAGGUCGAUCACACACAAGCCCAACCACAAGUCACGCGUAUACGUACCAAAGUGUGAUUUUGAAUUCCUGCCUUAUUCCUCUCUCUCUCUCUCUCUCUAAAUGUAAAACUCUCUAAUUAAGAAAUGCUGACUUUAAUGUAAGCCCAGAAGCCCAUAGAUCCAGCAUCCCUUGGGUCUGUCCUGUGACUUAGCAGCAUCAUUUAUUCAUAGCGUUGUGGUUUUUUCCACCUAAGGGAGCUCUCGCUUCCACUUCCUUCCUCAGCCUGUCACAGUUUCAAAAGGCAUUCUUGGUAAAUAACCCACUCACUGUAAUGGCCCACAGGCUGAAUGAUCCCCUUCCCCAAUGUCUUUUUUCAUUUAAUGAUGAAUUUGUCUGCUGUUUGGGGGAAUGUGUCACUGUAUAUCAAUUUAUCUAAAAAAAUACUUGCCACAGUAUUUUAUGUUCUAUAGCUUUCUCUGAAAUAUGAGCUGUUGGAUCCUAAACAUUAUUCAUUGUUGCCCAACAAGGAGAGAUUUUUUAAAAUCUGGACAGAAACACUUCAUAAACAAGAUUUUUUUUGCACAAAGUACAUCAUGCACUCGCAUGCACACCUCUGCCUUUGCACCACCAGACCCGCCCACCCCUCUUCUCUAUCAUGGUCACAGGGGACGCACUGGAAUAAGCAGGAGACAAUUAUCUCCCACUUAGAUGCGACUGGGAUACCGAGCAGUCUGUGACAAUCAUGUAAAACACGCGGACUUGUUAUCUUUUGCUUUCUUCUAUGUACUUAUUUCAUAUACUAAAAAAAAAAACUACCAUUACCUUGUUUUUGUCGAGAUGUAUUCAGCAGAGCCCUCGAUAUGUCUUUCACUUGCUUAAAAACAUUGAUGUGAGGCAGCGGGUCAGUGUCUGAAGUGAAAUGUUAUUGAGGUUGUGAUUAUAUACCUGAAAAUAAAUAUGUUUAUCCCCA
Messenger RNA from Larimichthys crocea (large yellow croaker), 2179 nucleotides. RefSeq names its product aryl hydrocarbon receptor interacting protein (gene aip). Gene Ontology annotation, molecular function: peptidyl-prolyl cis-trans isomerase activity; protein binding. The transcript is spliced from 7 exons. NCBI's taxonomy places the organism in Eukaryota, Metazoa, Chordata, Actinopteri, Sciaenidae. The record is from RefSeq and is a predicted model, not a curated record. Bases 53 to 1072 code for a protein of 339 amino acids.